ACAAAUACAACACAAAUUCAUCGUGAAUAAUUUGCUGUUUUAUCACAAUUUUGAUGAUCUCUUCAACAAUGUGAAUAGCUGUUAUUGUACCAAAUACGUCGAUUUAAAGGUUGGAAUACUGAGAAUGAAUACCAAACAGAUAGAAGCGUUGGAUUUGGCUUUAGCAGGGCACAAUCUUGUUAUUACUGGCCAGGCUGGAACUGGAAAAUCCUUCAUUGUAGGCGAAAUAGUGAAGAACUUAAGAGCUAGUGGGAGGAAAGUGCAGCUGACAUGCACAACUGGUAUAGCUUGUUUAAAUUACAGUAAUAACCUUGACACUCAAACCAUUCACAGAUGGUCUGGAAUGGAUGAUGGGAGAUACUCAUCAAAGGAGACCGUCAGCAUCAUCAAGAACUCGCCAAAUAGUGCACUAACUCUUGAGAGAAUACGGCAAACUGAGGUCCUCAUAAUUGAUGAGAUAUCAAUGCUGAGCCGAAGUAUGUUUGAACAAGUAGCUGAAAUAUGUUCUAUUAAAAACCCGGACUUUUUGUUUGGAGGGAUGCAGGUUAUUGUUGCUGGUAACUUUUAUCAGCUGCCCCCGGUACCAAAUAGGUUAUACAGUGACAAUGGGGAAAUGUGUUUUGAAAGUAGAACAUUUCAGAAAGUUCUCCAACACAAAGUAACACUAGAAGAAAUAGUAAGACAGAAAGAUGCAACUCAGGAGACUAUCUGUGGGAAAUGUGGAUGA
Messenger RNA from Mercenaria mercenaria, 727 nucleotides. RefSeq lists its product as uncharacterized. The transcript is spliced from 2 exons. The record is from RefSeq and is a predicted model, not a curated record. Lineage: Eukaryota; Metazoa; Mollusca; Bivalvia; Venerida; Veneridae. Gene Ontology annotation, molecular function: DNA helicase activity; ATP hydrolysis activity. Gene Ontology annotation, biological process: DNA repair; telomere maintenance. Bases 125 to 727 code for a protein of 200 amino acids.